Molecule: messenger RNA, 1617 nt
Organism: Cyclopterus lumpus (lumpfish)
Lineage: Eukaryota; Metazoa; Chordata; Actinopteri; Perciformes; Cyclopteridae
Gene: loxl5a
Product: lysyl oxidase-like 5a
Exons: 6
Coding region: 1-1617 (538 amino acids)
Biological process (GO): peptidyl-lysine oxidation
Molecular function (GO): copper ion binding; protein-lysine 6-oxidase activity
Source: RefSeq, a predicted model, not a curated record
AUGGAGAAGUUAGUGCUUGUAUCAAUCUGCCUAUUGGGUAUUUUGGUGUGUUUUGGAACCGGUCAGCACCAUUUACGCGCACGUGUCGGACCGUGGAGACACCGGAUUGAGUGGGAAAAUAACGGCCAGGUGUACAGUUUGCUGAGCACGGGGACUCAAUAUCGCUCACCUGCGCAGAACAGAAGACGCACUCAGCUCGUACUGACCACUAAAAACAGUUUUAACCGGCUUCACCCUCCUGUUGCACUCAGUAGAUCCACCGGAACCAGACAUGGAGACGCAGCCGGGGGACACAUUCAACAAAACGACCUCAAUCAAAUGGAUGCGUCGGUUCUUGGUGUUGAUGCGGGUCAGUAUUUACUCGCCUCGGGACGACCCGGGACACACAGUCGGUCCCCACAGAGCCGAGCAACCACCGGAGAGCUUGUGGUUGUCCGUUCACAACCGGCACCGCCCAACAGCAGCGUUGCGGCUUUCCCAUCCAUCCAGGAGUUCUCCGGCAGCGGAGUCCCGCGAGGAGGCCGGAGUACACCUGGAGAUGGCUCGCAGCAGGCCACAGCGUCACCGGUAAGAUCACCGGACUUUACGCACAGCCGACCUGGCAGGAUAAGAUCUGAGAGCUCAGAAUCAACUGCCCGGUCAUCCGACCCAGCUGGACGGGUCACAGUGGCUGAGGGUGUUGGGAACACACGUCGCAUCCUGCAGCAAACCCGUCUGGGAGACACCACCAGUGCGCAAAGAGCGCACUCCCUGACCAGAAUCACACCGGAGUCAAAUGUUUCUCCCACAGCGCUGUCCAGUAACUCCGUAGAACUACACUUUCCUCGCCCGAGACCGGAUACAACAAGGACUACGGACAUGGGUGACCCACGGGACCCGCACAGUAUUCAUCACAGGAACUCAGUUUUCUAUAAUAUUUAUCCACCAGACCGCAGAAACAGGAUCCCUGUGCGCCCUCCACCAGGACCGGGCUAUGGAACCAAGUUCUUCCACAAUGGUCUCCCGGACUUGGUUCCUGACCCUUACUACAUCCAAGCUGCCUCUUACAUCCAGAGAGUGCAGAUGUACGCACUUCGCUGUGCCGCUGAAGAAAACUGUCUUUCCAGGUCUGCGAGUCAUCCCAGUGUGAGGGACCUCGACUACAGAGUCCUGCUGCGCUUCCCACAGCGAGUGAAGAACCAGGGAACGGCAGACUUCCUCCCAGUGAAGCCCCGACAUGAGUGGGAAUGGCACAGCUGUCACCAGCAUUACCACAGCAUGGAAGCCUUCAGUAAUUACGACCUGUUGGACGUCUCCACUGGACAGAAGGUCGCAGAGGGACACAAGGCCAGUUUCUGUCUGGAGGACACGUCUUGUGACCCGGGGGUGCGACGGCGCUUUGCCUGCACCUCUCACACACAGGGGCUCGGUCCUGGUUGCUACGACACCUAUCAUGCCAACAUCGACUGCCAGUGGAUCGACAUCACUGACGUACUGCCUGGAAACUACAUACUCAAGGUGACGGUGAACCCCUCUCAGAUGGUUCAGGAGUCUGACUUCUCCAACAAUGAGGUGCGCUGCGACAUCAGGUACACAGGAAGCUACGUCCAGGCCAGAAACUGCAGAAUCACUGUGUAA